This is a messenger RNA of Lobosporangium transversale, 1102 nucleotides long. RefSeq lists its product as hypothetical. NCBI's taxonomy places the organism in Eukaryota, Fungi, Mortierellomycota, Mortierellomycetes, Mortierellales, Mortierellaceae. The record is from RefSeq and is a predicted model, not a curated record. The coding region runs from base 27 to 1076 and encodes 349 amino acids. The transcript has 5 exons.
UUGAUGUCGAGAAGACAAACGAAGAUAUGAGCGACAUUGAGUUUUUUUUUGCGGGAGAACAAAAAAGUGAAAAAAUACUCAGACUUUCCUACGCUCUCCUGGUCACCCGGGCUCUCUUUUGUGACAUUGGAGGCGAUCGCAUGGUUCUUGGAUAUCAAGACAAAGUAUCCCUGCAGUCACAGGACAAAGAUCUAACUCGGUUCAAACUCAAAGGAACGAUUUCUACCAACGGUCUAGUUCUGAAUCUACUUGCCUAUGACACAACCCAGACGAAGAGACAGCAGCAGUCUGACAUAGAUGAAGAAGACCCCAGCCAAGAACUGGAGCUUUCUCAUGGAUUUUUCAACACGACGUGUUCAAAGGCAGCCGGUGAAGACCUGACAGAUGAAGACUACGCAAACAUAAACUGGAAGAGGAGCUCCAAACUGCUUGAAAACGUUGAGCUCACAUUCAACAAACCAGGGCGGUGCCCAUCCGCAAACACCACAACUAUCGUCGGAUGCGAUCCUGGUAUUGUUAAUGCCCUUAUGUUCUCCUCCCUGGAUCCUCACAACCCUAACUUGCGGCAAACGGUAAAGGUGAGAAGCAGGUUCUUGUACUUCCCCGCCCUCCGCUUCAAUCACCUGUUGAACAAAAGGAAGCGUGAAAAAGGAAUGAUUGAGGUUGAGAACGUCAUCCCUGUGUUUGGAAGGGAUACGUACAAUGAGUACUUUCAAUGGAUGAACGAGGAAUGCUCGGGGAAAAAAGGAGUGCUUGUCGUCGGCCUAGGGUCCUUUGAAAGUAGUAAAGGAGUUCCCAGCAAGCACACUGCUAUAACGAGACACCUUGUAACACAGGUCAAAGCACGAGGACACUUCGCUGUAGGAGCGCACGAAUUUUACACCAGCGCCCGCUGUCCCCGACCCCGACCCCUCUGCGAUAGCUUUUUAGAGACGGUAUUCUUCGACCGUGACGCAGUAGGGGCGGAAAACAUCGCAAGAAUCGGCCUUGCUCAAAUUGAGAGGCAAGAGAGGCUUGCAAAGUACAAGCCCACGGAAGAGUCGCCUGCUCCGGCUGUAAAGCGCGCACGACGCUAGACACAAGUAUUUGGGUGCCGGCACAC